Messenger RNA from Conger conger (European conger), 2714 nucleotides. Its product is annotated as oocyte zinc finger protein XlCOF6-like. Lineage: Eukaryota; Metazoa; Chordata; Actinopteri; Anguilliformes; Congridae. The coding region runs from base 100 to 1866 and encodes 588 amino acids. The transcript has 2 exons. The record is from RefSeq and is a predicted model, not a curated record.
UUGCAGCACACCGGAAAGGCGGGGCAUCAAGCACAUCUAAUUCCGGAGCAUGGCUGCAUUCUCGGGGAGCUGCACUUCUGCACACCUUUGAGCAGCAGUAUGAUGCAGGCAGGAGUCUGUCUGAGACAGGACACUGAGACAACACUACCAGAGCUCACUGAGCGGCACAGGAUCAGACUGAAAGAAGAGGAACUCAGUGGACUGGAGGCUGUCCACAUGGCAGAGUCAGAGACUGAGUGUACUACACCAGGACUCAACACACUGGAGCCAGAGUGUGUUACAGCACACAGCAGGGUCAGUGAUGUGCACCUGCACACAUCAGUGAUAAAAACAGAAACUGAUCUGGGCUCCACCCACACUGGGGAUCUUAUUAAGACAGAGAGCCAUGACAGUACAGAGCUUGGAUAUGAAACCCAUCUGCAUCCUGACCACAUCAAAACAGAGACUGAUGAUGGAGGAUACCUUAAGGCAGAACAGAUCAGUGACUUGCAGGAUUUUGAUAUGAAAUCUGAUAAAAUUAAGUGUGAAUCCAGUGAAAGUUUAGUGAGUGAUCUCAUGAACACUGUGAUGGAUGGAGCUGGUGUUGAUCUGAAAGAUCAGGUUGAACCAUGGCAAUGUGCAGGAGAGACAAUUUCAAACUGUAAAAAAGAAGAAACCCAUUAUCUGCCAACCCAGUGUCCUGACUUAAAUCAUCACUGUGAUAAAAACAAUGAAAAUCCUUUUGAAAACCCAAUCCUUUUGAAUUUCUCUCAAAACAAGAUCAUUAAUAGAAAUACAGGUGAAAAUCAUACAGUUGAAAAGCCACACAAGUGUACACAAUGUAAGAAAUGUUUUAUGAAAAAAUCAGGUUUAAUGGCUCACCUGCCCUACAAAUGUAUUCAAUGUGAGAAGUGUUUUAAUACAAAAUAUAAUUUGCAAAGCCACCUGACCAUUCACGCAGGUGAAAAGUGUAGUGUGUGUGAAAAGUGUUUUAAAACGAAAUAUGAAUUAAAUAAACACAUGAGAAUUCAUACAGGUGAAAAGCCAUACAGGUGUACUCUGUGUGAGAAGUGUUUUUUCAGAAAAUCUCAGUUAAAUAUCCAUCUGAGAAUUCAUACAGUUGAAAAGUCACACAAGUGUACACAAUGUGAUAAAUGUUUCACGCAAAAGUCCAAGUUAGUAGGUCACCUGAGAAUUCAUACGGGUGAAAAGCCCUACAAAUGUAUUCAAUGUGGGAAGUGCUUUUGCCAUAUAUCUCACUUAAGAAGCCACCAGAGAAUUCAUUCUGGUGAAAAACCCAACAAGUGUAGAGAGUGUGAGAAAUGUUUUAAAACUAAGUCUGAUUUAAAUACACACCAUAGAAUUCAUACAGGUAAAAAGCCCUACACAUGUUCUCAGUGUGAGAAAUGUUUUUACACAAAAUCCAACUUAAAAACCCACCAGAGAAUUCAUACAGGUGAAAAACCCUACAAAUGCAUUCAUUGUGGGAUAUGCUUUUCCCAUAAAUCUAAUUUAAACAGCCACCAAAUAAUUCAUACGGAUGAAAAGCCGCACAAUUGUACACAGUGUGAGAAGUGUUUUAAAACAAAAUCUGAUCUAAAUAGACACCUGAGAUUUCAUACAGGUAAAAAGUCCUACGAGUGUACACAGUGUGAGAAGAGUUAUAAAACUAAAUAUAAUUUAAAUACACACCAGCAAAUUCAUACAGGUAAAAAGCCCUACACAUGUUCUCAGUGUGAGAAAUGUUUUUACACAAAAUCCAACUUAAAAACCCACCAGAGAAUUCAUACAGGUGAAAAGCCCUACAAAUGUAUUCAUUGUGGGGUAUGCUUUUCCCGUAAAGAUGGUUUAAAGAGCCACCAGAGAAUUCAUACAGGUGAAAAAUAAAACAAAUGUGUUCACUGUGUGAAGUGCUUUUCCCACGUCAUUUAACUAGCCACAUGAGAAAUCAUUGGGGUGAAAAGCCUUGACAUGUUCUCGGUGUGGGAAGUGUUUUUCCUAAAUAAGUGCCUUACAUUUCCACUAGAUUCUUUCUACCAAUGGAAAAAACUGCACGUGUGCAACAUGGAUGCAUUUUAUAGAAAGAAAAUAUUUUUGUAACUUCACACCAGUGCCCACACGGAUGAAAAAAGCGACACAUUUUAAGUGUUCUUCUCCCAAAUAAGUGAAAAUCCCAAUUGAAGAUCAGUACUCAUUUUCAUGACCAAAAAACAUCUCCUGCUGAUGGACAUACUGACAGAUUUCCUCAUUGGGAAGUGUUGAGUGAAAGCGUCCUUUACAUUAUAUAAUUUCUGUAGGAAGUAUUCUUCAAAAGAUUUCCAGAAUGGCCUCACAAAUAAAAUAAAAACAUCCUUUUCAAAAUGUAUAUUUGGUAGAUGUGUGGUUAGAGUUAAAUGAGUAAAAGGUGCAUUUUAAAGUUAUCCUUUUGAUAUACCUUGCCUUGACAGAUGCAUGACAAUGACUGGGACACACUGAAAUCCCAUUUUCCUUUAUUUUAUCUUUUUAAAGCAAGCAAUGUGACUGUUGUGUUCUUAAUGUACUUUUGAUUCCUUGUAAAUGUAAUUCAUUGUUGAUUGGCUGAUAGGUUGUGAUUAUGAAAUUGACUUGUGUGAAAACUGGACAUGCUGUAGAAUUAAACUCUGUAUUCUGGUAAUGAACUUGACAGUUCUGGCCUUUUCAGUUAUUUUAUUGCCAAUUUAGAGGCUGUACUUUGCAUGUCAGCUAAAAUAUGUAAA